Ostreococcus tauri is the source of this 585-nucleotide messenger RNA. Its product is annotated as unnamed product. Bases 1 to 585 code for a protein of 194 amino acids. NCBI's taxonomy places the organism in Eukaryota, Viridiplantae, Chlorophyta, Mamiellophyceae, Mamiellales, Bathycoccaceae. The transcript has a single exon. Gene Ontology annotation, cellular component: membrane. The record is from RefSeq and is a predicted model, not a curated record.
AUGGCGUACACGCUCUGGCCGAUGGUGCAAAGGAAAGAUUUUCGAGCGUUGGCGCGCGCGAUGGCGGCGCAAACGACGACGAAUGGAUUUCAAUACGUCGUCUACGGUGUCUUGAUCUUGACCUCGCCGCGACCGAGCGCGAGCGCGCCGGCGGUGACGCCGUUGGUCGUGCUGUCGGCGUAUCAAGCGGCGGCGCGCGUGGACGCGACGACGCGAGGCGACGCGAAUGAAAAGUCGGCGUGGCGGACACUCGGAUUGGCGAACGCGUUCGAGAAGGCGCAGGAGAACAUGGCGUUUGCGCUCGUCCUGUGCGCGGCGUUGGAGAUCUCGGCGGCGACGAUGGUUUUGAUGGAGACGGCGACGCCGAGGAGAAGUUUCAGUCGACUCUUCGCGUGGAUCGCGUGGUUGCGCGCGAGGUAUCAUUGCAGAGAUAACACGGUGUUUCGAAUCAAGUUCACCGCGCACGAUACGGCGUUUUAUCACAGAGAGGUGUGGGGAAUGUUGAAUGAGAAGAUUUACAGUCGCGCGCCGGCGUCCGUGCGGCGGGUGUGCGCGCCGAUUGUCGCCUGGUUCACUCGCGCGUGA